Cygnus olor (mute swan) is the source of this 4028-nucleotide messenger RNA. It is a transcript of the gene YES1, whose product is annotated as YES proto-oncogene 1, Src family tyrosine kinase. The transcript has 12 exons. The record is from RefSeq and is a predicted model, not a curated record. Gene Ontology annotation, biological process: innate immune response; protein phosphorylation; cell differentiation. Gene Ontology annotation, cellular component: extrinsic component of cytoplasmic side of plasma membrane. Bases 319 to 1944 code for a protein of 541 amino acids. Gene Ontology annotation, molecular function: signaling receptor binding; non-membrane spanning protein tyrosine kinase activity; ATP binding. NCBI's taxonomy places the organism in Eukaryota, Metazoa, Chordata, Aves, Anseriformes, Anatidae.
GGCGAGGCGAGGCCGGUCGAGGAGACGAGAGGCGAGGCGAGGCAGAGGAGGGGCCGGCGGUGCCCGGCGGAGAAGCCCGGCCGUAGGGGCGGGGAGUCUCCUCCUCCCGCCGCCAGGCUCCGGCUCCCCGCACGCACCGGAGCGCCCGGCUCCCUCCUCCUCCUCCUCCUCCCGCUCCUCUUCCCUCCUCCCUUCCCCUCCUCCCCCCCUUCCCUCCCCGGGUCGCCGCGGCUCCGGGAGGAGCGGGGGGGGCCCCGCUUCCUUCCCUCUCCCCCCUCCUUUUCCCACCGGCGCCGCCGAGGACAGGCAGAAGCAAUCAUGGGGUGCAUUAAAAGCAAGGAAGAUAAAGGUCCGGCCAUGAAAUACAGGACUGAUAACACUCCAGAACCUGUUAGUUCCCAUGUCAGCCAUUACGGGUCAGACUCCAGCCAAGCAACGCAGUCGCCGGCAAUAAAGGGAUCAGCAGUUAAUUUUAACAGUCAUUCCAUGACUCCUUUUGGAGGACCCUCAGGAAUGACACCCUUUGGAGGAGCAUCGUCUUCAUUUUCAGCUGUGCCAAGUCCAUAUCCUAGUACUUUAACAGGUGGUGUUACUGUAUUUGUGGCCUUAUAUGAUUAUGAAGCUAGAACUACAGAUGACCUUUCAUUUAAGAAAGGUGAACGGUUCCAGAUAAUAAACAACACGGAAGGAGACUGGUGGGAAGCAAGAUCCAUUGCUACGGGAAAAACAGGCUACAUCCCAAGCAAUUAUGUAGCUCCUGCAGACUCCAUUCAAGCAGAAGAGUGGUAUUUUGGUAAAAUGGGCAGGAAGGAUGCAGAAAGGCUACUUUUAAAUCCUGGGAACCAGCGCGGCAUUUUCUUAGUAAGAGAGAGUGAAACCACUAAAGGUGCUUACUCCCUUUCCAUACGUGACUGGGAUGAGGUCAGAGGUGAUAAUGUGAAACACUACAAAAUCAGAAAACUUGACAAUGGUGGAUACUAUAUCACAACCAGAGCACAAUUUGAAUCUCUACAGAAGUUGGUGAAGCACUACAGAGAACAUGCCGAUGGGCUGUGUCAUAAGCUAACAACUGUGUGUCCCACUGUGAAACCACAAACACAGGGACUAGCAAAAGAUGCAUGGGAAAUCCCUAGAGAAUCCUUGAGGCUGGAAGUUAAGUUGGGCCAAGGAUGUUUUGGUGAAGUAUGGAUGGGAACAUGGAAUGGAACCACAAAAGUAGCAAUCAAGACACUAAAACCUGGAACGAUGAUGCCGGAAGCUUUCCUGCAGGAGGCUCAAAUCAUGAAGAAAUUACGACAUGACAAGCUUGUUCCACUGUAUGCCGUUGUUUCUGAGGAACCAAUCUACAUAGUCACUGAAUUCAUGACAAAAGGCAGCUUACUAGACUUCCUAAAAGAAGGAGAAGGGAAGUACUUAAAACUUCCGCAGCUCGUCGACAUGGCUGCUCAGAUUGCUGAUGGCAUGGCUUACAUUGAAAGAAUGAACUACAUCCACAGGGAUCUCCGGGCAGCUAACAUUCUUGUAGGAGACAAUCUUGUGUGUAAAAUAGCAGACUUUGGUUUAGCAAGGUUAAUAGAGGACAAUGAGUACACUGCAAGACAAGGAGCUAAAUUCCCAAUUAAAUGGACCGCUCCAGAAGCAGCGCUGUACGGUCGGUUUACAAUUAAGUCAGAUGUGUGGUCGUUUGGCAUUUUACUGACCGAGCUGGUAACAAAGGGGAGAGUGCCAUAUCCAGGGAUGGUGAAUCGGGAAGUUCUGGAACAAGUGGAACGUGGAUAUAGGAUGCCUUGCCCACAGGGCUGCCCAGAGUCUCUCCAUGAGUUAAUGAAACUGUGUUGGAAGAAGGACCCUGAUGAGAGACCAACAUUUGAAUAUAUACAGUCUUUCUUGGAGGACUACUUUACUGCUACAGAACCACAGUACCAGCCUGGAGACAAUUUAUAAGCCAACAGUCUAUGUAACAUGCACAAAUCUGCCAAAUGUAAAAGACUUGCAAAGAAUUCCUGACGUCUGUAAGGAAUCAAAGGAAAGAAAAUCUUCGCUACUUUGCAUGCUCUUAAUGGCAAACUGGAAUUUCAUAAUACAGUUGCACAAAACCACUUUUAAAGUGUUAUAAUCUAAUUUACCAAUGACAUGGGUUUUUUUUUCCUAUUUCCCAACUUACUUCAGGGUCCAAAGGAAGCUUACUGAAAAUAUGGGCUAGUAAAAUGAGUGUUGGUGUGAAUGAUAGCAGAAAAAAACUGUGUUUCAAAUCCUGUAUUUUUCCAACAUUUAAUCAUCUACUAAGGAGGGAAUUGUCUGGAAUUAAAGUGAUCUUGGGGUAGGACAUUUUUAAAGCAGAAGAACGUCGUGGGACCAAGCAAUGCUAUUCCAGUUCUGUAAAACUUCCUGUGUUCAAAAUUACAUGUCCUGUCCCCCAUUCCCCCCCCCCUUAAGAUGAUACAACCAUAUUUGAUACAUAGUCUUGAUCUUUAAGCUUCCUCUUGCAUGGACUUAAUUAGGGUAGGCAGGUUAAAAGAGAAAUUGGAACAGUGAAUGACAAACUUGAUCUAAGUGGUAGACCUCAAUAGUGAAAUUAGAGAGCAUAAUGCACUGUGUUAAUACUUGUAUUAAUAUAACUGGAAAGUAGCAUGAGAGAUUUUUCUUUUUUCUUUCUGCGUAGCUAAUUAAGAAUAAUGAAGGUAACUAGAAAAUGAGGUAAUAUUUUAUAAAAUCAUGUUGCUAAAGUAUGAUGAUAUUUGAACUUGAAACUAUGUGAUACAAUCAUGAGGGGAAAUCCUUUAAUCUUUUAAGCUCCGAUCCUACAGAGAGCUUUUGUAUGGGAAGACUACCUGAACAAAGCUCACCAUGAAAGCAAGAUUGAAGCUGGUAAAUGGCCACUUUUUAGUCCUUUUGCAGAGACAGAUUUGGUACUGUUGUAUGUGGCUUAUAUAUGUUAGCAAGGGUGGGUGCCACAAAUGUUAAUUGUCACUAGUUCAGGGAUUUGAUUGCACUUUUGCUUUUCUUGACUAUUAAGACACCCUUACACAGUUGCUCUUCCCACUUAUGCCCUUCCUACAGAAUUAUUUAACUGAAAAUAAAGAAAAGAAAAUGUGAAAGUUUAAAAACUAAAGGGAGAAAAUAUAUUUAAUAUUGUCCAAAUAUAGUGACAUUGAAAUUUGCUGGCUUUCAGCUCAGCUCAUACGACAUCUAGAUUUAUUUUCUUUGGCUACUGACAUAUCAAGCAAUAACAUCAUGUCUUUUACUCAACAAUUUGCAUGACGUUUUUGAAUUUCUGAUCAAGCUUAUAUAAUUUUGAAACACUAAACUCUUACGUAUCUAUCAGGUUUGACUUUAUAUUAGCAUUGUAAAGCUAUCCAACAAAUGAAUUUCAGAAAAGUUGGUAAUAUAGUUCCGGUACUAAACCUACCAUUUUUCAUGGGUUUACACUACACUGAAUCCAGCUACCAAACAGAUCUUUGUAAGUACAGUACCAUCAUUUUCCAUUUUCCUUCAUCAUCACUCAUCACCUGUGCAUCUGUGGUUAUCAAAUUUUACAAGGGCUUUAUGUAAGAAAAACAAAACAAAACAAAAACACAACAAAAUCGAAAAAUACAAUGGAAUUUUAAUUUUUCUAAAUAUUUUAAAAUAAAUAACACAAUCAUAUGAGUUUAUGUAUUAAUACAGCUAUAACAAAAAAUGCCAAAAAUGACACUGGCAUUGUUUGGAUUUUAAUUACAGAAUGGAACAGUUCAUUGUAAUAACACUUGUAUAGCAAAGGAAUAAAACACUAACUUAAUGAACGUGUUCAUUGUAAAUGGUUGUGUAUUAUAAGACUUCUCCAAAAGAGUUUGUAUGUUUAUGAAAAUUUAUUUGUUUCACCUGAGGAUCUUGAUGUGGUUCUUACCCUAACAGAGUUUAAAAUUCACAUUCACACUUUUUAUAUAAAUAGUAAUACGUUUAAUUAUGUAACUAAGUAUUUUUAUAAAGUAUGGCAUUGUUGAACUGUUUUGCAGAAUUGGUUCAAAAUAAAUUUCUCCUUGAUUGCA